Xenia sp. Carnegie-2017 is the source of this 2079-nucleotide messenger RNA. RefSeq names its product eukaryotic translation initiation factor 3 subunit D-like. Gene Ontology annotation, cellular component: cytoplasm; eukaryotic translation initiation factor 3 complex. The record is from RefSeq and is a predicted model, not a curated record. Gene Ontology annotation, biological process: translational initiation. Bases 998 to 1945 code for a protein of 315 amino acids. The transcript has 14 exons. Gene Ontology annotation, molecular function: translation initiation factor activity. NCBI's taxonomy places the organism in Eukaryota, Metazoa, Cnidaria, Anthozoa, Malacalcyonacea, Xeniidae.
AUUUGUAACAUUCUACAAACUUACUACAAGGAAAAUUCCAUAGACAAAGUUGAUGAUCCUUUUCAUUGUAACUCGCAAUACAAGCAUAACCAUGAUUGAAUGUUGGCAAGUUGGCAAAAGCUUUGAGGCAAUCGUUUGCUUUCUCAGUAAAACAAUGCCGAAAAUGAUUUCCGACAAAUUGGUAUUAAUUGUCAUCGGGUCGUCGGUCACAAACAAUGAUGACGUUUCUACCUUUGACUGAUGGAAACAUGCAAACAUGUCAAUAUUCAAUAUGGUGUUUGAACGAAUUAAUUUUAUUCCUCCUGUCAUUGAAGAUAACCCAAACAGCUGGGGUCCUACCUCUGUUUCAGAUGCAUUUAAAGGAAUACCUUAUCAACCAUUCUCUAAAGGACAUAAACUUGGCAAGGUUUCUGAUUGGUCAAGUACAGCCUAUCAAGAUCGUUGAUACCAAAAUAAAUACUUAAAUCAAUUUGGUGGUGGUAAUCAAUAUGCAUAUUAUCAUGAAGAAGAUGAAUCAACUUUCCAUCUUGUUGACACAAGUCGACCACAAAAGCCUGUUUACAUGCGCAAUAGGAACAAAUUCAAUCAGAGAAAUAAUCGACGUGAUAAAGAGCAUCAAAUGCAACGUCAGCAAGCUGGGAUGCAGAAUUUGUUGAAGACUCGUGACAACAGACUCCAUCGUAAAUUGCAGAAAUAAUUUGCCAACAGAAACAACUGGCAAGAACGUAGAAAUCAGACUCCUCAGAGGAUACGUAAUGCAUCUGUGAUGGUUCGGGAAGAGUGGAAGGUUAUUGAAGAAAUGGAUUUUCCAAGAUUAUCAAAAUUGAGUCUACCAAAUGUUCUUGAUCCAGAUGAUUUGGUAAAAUGUGGUGAACUGGAAUAUUAGGACAAGGCUUAUGAUCGUGUCAACAUUAAGAAUGAAGUCCCACUUGCCUUGCAAAACAGGAUUUUCCAUAAAGUCACAACGACUGAUGAUCCUGUUAUCAGAAAUAUUUUAAUGAAAGGAAAUGUGUUUGCUACAGAUACCAUUAUAUCUACAUUGAUGACCUGCACAAGAUCUGUGUACUCUUGGGACAUUAUAGCACAUCGUGUUGGCUCAAAACUGUUUUUUGACAUGAGAGAUGAAUCAGCAUUUGAUCUUUUGACUGUUAAUGAAACAGCUGUGGAAACACCUAUAGAUGAUAAUGCAGAGAAAAGCAUAAACUCUACGACGAACCUUGGUCUGGAAGCAACUUUUAUAAACCAAAAUUUCUCACAGCAAGUCUUGAAACGCUCAGAGGAAAAGGAGAAGUUUGAUAAACCAAAUCCUUUCAUUGCCGAAGAUAAUGAAGAAGAAGAAAAGGUGGCAUCCGUUGGUUACAGAUAUCGUAAAUGGAACCUUGGCAAUGAUAUAGAAAUUGUUAUAAGAUGUGAACAUGAUGCAGUAUUGUCACCUGGAACUUACAUCAACAUAAAGGCUCUAAAUGAAUGGGAAUCUAAGGGAGGUAUGGGAGAAUGGCGUCAAAAGCUAGACACUCAACGUGGAGCUGUCUUGGCUACUGAACUCAAGAACAAUGGCUGUAAGCUGGCAAAGUGGACUGUUGCGUCUGUUUUGUCGGGCUCUGAGUACUUAAAAAUUGGUUACGUUUCACGUAAAAAUUUUAUGGAUUCAUCAAAGCAUUGCAUUCUGGGUACACAGCAGUUUAAACCACGUGAACUUGCUAGUCAGAUGAAUCUCAGUAUGGACAAUGGUUGGGGAAUAGUACGAUGUAUUAUUGAUUAUUGUAUGAAUCUUGAAAAGGGGAAAUAUCUUAUUUUGAAGGAUCCUAACAAGGGGAUGAUUCGUAUUUACGAUAUUCCCAACAACACGUUUGAUUCGGAAGAUGACGAUGAUGACGAAGAUGAAGAAGAAGCUGAUGAUGAGGAUGAAGAUGAACAAGAGGAGGAAAUUGAGGCAAACAUUUGAUGAUGAUUUGUUGCUGAAGAAUAAAUUCAAUUUCUAUGAAUUAUUACAAGUACAUGAUUUUUUUUUCUUGAAUUGUGUAAUUCAAUAUAAGCUUCAAUAAUUUGCUUCGAAAUAAAAAUAUCUUGAAAUGUUCA